UUCCGUCAAAGACCAGUAUCAGACCGGUGGAGUCCAGACUGCAGACUCCUCCCACAGGCCCUGUGGCGCCCAGGAAGGUCCACCGGCGGCCCUGGUCUUCUGCAGAGAAAGAGGCAGUUUGGAGACAGCUAGGAGUCCAUGUGCUGGUCCAGUCAGUACCAGGGAAGGAGGUCUGUCAGCGAUGUCUGGACCUGGAGCCAGUCCUCAGAGGACGACACUGGAAAGAUAUCAAGAACCAGGUCCACAACCAGAUCCAGAGCCAAAAGAAGCAGCAGUUCCAUGCUCAGAUGGACCUUCAGGAGAACCAGGAUCAACAAGACCAGAUCCAAAACCAGAAGAAGCAGCAGCAGCAGCAGCUUUAUGAGACCCAGAUGAAUCAGCAGACCAAAGACCACACCCAGAACCAGAAGAAACAGCAGUACCAUAUUCCAAUGGACCACCAGGACCAGGACCAGGACCACACCCAGAGCCAGAAGAAACAGCAGUACCCUGAUCAGAUGGAUCACCAGGACCAGAACCACAUUCAGAACCAGAAGAAACAUCAGUAUCCAUCCCAGAUGGACCAACAAGACCACAUUCAAAUCCACAAGAAGCAGCUGUGCCAUGCUAGACUAGACCACCAGGACCACAUCCAGGUCCACAAGAAGCAGUUGUACCAAAUGGACCAGCAGAACCAAGGACUGCAGACUACCCUGGAUCGGGACACAUCUUUACUGACAGGGACCUCUUAUGGGUCUGAUGGGCCACAUCGAGCCCCUGGACAGUCGCUGAUGGACCGGGAUCACAUCAGUCCAUACGCACUUCCCCAUCGGGCCCCGGGGCCCCACAUGGACCAACUGCUGUCCAGGACUGUGUGGACAGACGAGUCCUUGGUCCAGAACUACCCAACCAGCAGGCAGCUGACCAGGAGCCUCCUCCAGGAUACGGCCCCAGGAGGACCCCCGCCCAACCCGCACUCUGGGCACAUCCACUUCUGAAUUACGGGUCCAGUUCUCACAGGUGGGACCUGAGCACCGGACAUGUGGUCCAGACCCUGUCCCACUAAAACGUCCAUUUUGUGUAAAAUCUUAUAUAUUUACAUCAAAGAAUUUCACUUUAGUAUUUCACCAAAUCACCGUCCAGUGUUAUCCUUGUUGUCAUGGUGACGCUGUUGUUCAGGUCUGCAUCCUGGUCUGUCCCCCGGCUUCGGGACCGCUGGGCUCGAGUUGGA
Scomber scombrus (Atlantic mackerel) is the source of this 1210-nucleotide messenger RNA. RefSeq lists its product as uncharacterized. NCBI's taxonomy places the organism in Eukaryota, Metazoa, Chordata, Actinopteri, Scombriformes, Scombridae. The record is from RefSeq and is a predicted model, not a curated record.